This is a messenger RNA of Scylla paramamosain (green mud crab), 1487 nucleotides long. RefSeq lists its product as uncharacterized. The record is from RefSeq and is a predicted model, not a curated record. Bases 391 to 1233 code for a protein of 280 amino acids. Gene Ontology annotation, molecular function: ligand-gated monoatomic ion channel activity. The transcript is spliced from 7 exons. Gene Ontology annotation, cellular component: membrane. NCBI's taxonomy places the organism in Eukaryota, Metazoa, Arthropoda, Malacostraca, Decapoda, Portunidae.
AGAGAGAGAGAGAGAGAGAGUCAUUUGUCCAGUACAAAAUUUGGCAGUGGUGCAGGCUGGGGAGUCCCCAUGAUGAGUACCAUCCAAAUGAUCUUGACCUUUUAAAAAGAACCAUAGGCAAUGAUGGCAGUGCAUAGGUGAUAUGGGUACAUUUUUUAUAUGCAUGUAUAGUUGGGCUUGCACUUCUUCAAUUACUAGCUGGCUAUCUCCAUCCUCCAGGAUGUCAACAUUGGCCUGGGACCUUUUUCCAUUGAUGCUGCUCGCAACGAAAUCAUUGAAUUCACUUGGCCAAUUUCCUUCGUGGUGGUCAAAGUAUUUGCAGGUCGAGGAAGUCCUGAGGUGGACCCAUGGGCCUUCCUGCUGCCCCUUGGCCCAGGGGUAUGGGCAGCAAUGAUUGCUUCCCUUCUACUGCUUUCCACCAUCAGCUUUCUUUCUACAAAGUUCUUGCAAAACCACUUUAAUAGAGAACAUCUUGUCACAAGAAACUUCCAUUUCCUCAGUAUUGUGCUUCGCCAGUCUGUGUGGAUGGGCAAUGCUUGGUGGUGGGAGCAUGUGAUGCUGGGGGUGUGGAUGAUGGUAACUCUGGUGCUGAUGCGGAGCUAUGAGAGCACCUUGAUGUCUCUCCUGGCCGUGAGGCACAUGCCACAGCCCUACCAGACCCUCAGGGCAGUGGUCGAUGACCAUGCAGUGGGCAUAAUUUUGCACAAGCAGGGAGCAAUCAUGCAGGCAAUAAUGGAUGCUACAUCUGGGAUUUUAAGUGAAGUGAAAGCGAGUGAGGAAGAAGGCCGGAUCACUAAGCUGCCAUUGUUUGCAUACGCCUCCAAUGUGGAUGAGGUUAUAUCACAAAGCAAAGUAAUUGUUGACUAUGAUGUAAUAACAACAGUCGUCAGAAACGAGCAUUUUUCUCAAACAGGACGAUGUGACUUCUACUUUGGACAGGAGCGUAUUCUAUCUCACCCCAUAUCAUUGAUCAGCCAGAAGGACAGCCCUCUCAUCCCAGUCUUUAACAAACGAAUAACAUCCAUGAAUGAAGCUGGCCUGUUCAACUAUUGGGAGAUGGGUAUGAUGCCUAACUCGAGUGCGUGUGAGCAGGUGCCGACCAAGAUUACCGUCAGCUCGUCUCUCUCACUCAGGCAGUGCUGGGCCAUGCUGGUGGUGCUUGGUGGGGGCCUGGCAGUGGGAGUUACCACUCUAAGCAUAGAACUGGUGCUUGCCGAAGUCAUGCGUCACUGAUGGAGUUGUGCACUGCAAACCAUUGUGGUGUCCCAGGAUAUGUGUCAACGUUUUCUUUUACGGACUCUUCGGAAAAGAGCGUGUUAUCAACGAGACCAUGGAAAACACAUGUAGCGCAAACCUUAAUUUCUGACGGUGUUACAUCGCCAGACGUGAUCUUAAUCAAGCAGUCCACCAGCUGACAAGACAAAAUACACAGCUCAAAAACAAUAUUGAACAUGAAUAAAGUGAUUAUGAACUUUAAAUUUACAAAA